This is a messenger RNA of Brassicogethes aeneus, 1646 nucleotides long. NCBI's taxonomy places the organism in Eukaryota, Metazoa, Arthropoda, Insecta, Coleoptera, Nitidulidae. The record is from the annotation of a GenBank genome assembly.
GGGAGUUGCAGUGAGGCGCUUAAAUUUUUUUGGACCGCGGCGUGUGCAUGUGUGUCUACGACAAUAAAAUGAUCAGUUCUGGCAGGGACGAGGUUAAAAGUUGCUUCGAUAUCGAGAUGUUUCGUGUGCCCCCCAUUUCUAUGGAUGACAUCCCUGAUAUGUUGCUGUCUACAAUUCCUAAGUGCGGCGGAUGUCAUGAGCUGAUCCUGGACAGAUUUAUCCUUAAGGUAGCUGAACGCACGUGGCACGCAAAAUGCCUUCAAUGCAGCGACUGUAGAAUUCAACUGACCGACAAGUGUUUUGCCAGGAACGGACAACUGUUUUGCAAGGAUGAUUUUUUCAAGUUCGGCACCAAGUGCGCCGGCUGCGAGCUGGGCAUCCCGCCCACGCAGGUCGUGAGACGGGCGCAGGACAACGUCUACCAUCUGCAGUGCUUCGCGUGCGUCAUGUGCGCCCGGCAACUCAACACCGGCGACGAGUUCUACUUGAUGGAGGACAGGAAGCUGGUCUGCAAGCCCGACUACGAAGCCGCCAAGUCCAAAGCUGCAGAAUGUUUAGAUGGAGACCAACCGAACAAACGACCGCGCACGACAAUAACAGCAAAACAACUAGAAACCCUGAAAACAGCUUACAACAACAGUCCAAAACCAGCAAGGCACGUUCGAGAACAACUCAGCCAAGACACAGGGUUAGACAUGCGAGUGGUCCAAGUUUGGUUUCAAAAUAGGAGAGCAAAAGAAAAAAGACUUAAGAAAGACGCUGGGCGUACAAGAUGGAGUCAAUACUUUAGAUCUAUGAAGGGAGGCUCUUCACCUAGACACGAUAAACUGUUAGAUAAGGACGAAAUGAAGGUUGAUCUGGAUAGUUUUAGUCACCAUGCUAAUAAGAACGCGUUUUCAGAUAUGAGCGAUGAUAGUUAUGGUACAGUUGUUAAUAUGAGUAUGGACCAAGAUGGGUCUUCUCCUCACAGCGGUAUUGGAAGACCAUCAUUUCUUCAUGGGACAGCCUCACCUUCCUAUUUACCUGGACAUACGCCUCCACAUGGGCAUGAACCUUAUCCUUACCCAGACCAACUCUCAGUAUAUGCAAGCAUAGGGCAAGGGGGUCACCACCCAGGGCUGUCCAUACCCCACGGAAUGCCCCCCGGGGCAGAUACGGACAUCAGUAACGACAGUAGCGCGCGAGGUUAUCCAGAUUUCCCCCCUAGUCCCGACUCGUGGCUGGGGGAGCCGUCCAGCGCACACUACUGACCCCCCAAACACCCCCACUCGAAAAUUACGACAAUUAUAUUUAUAUACAUUUCCAAAAAACUAUAUUGUUGCGUUAAACUUGCGUAUACCGUGGUGUUCCCUGUGAUCAGUUUUAGAAUCGUAUGAAAAACAUGUUUUGACUUGAUAUGACGUCCCUUUACACAACAUAUACUUUUGAGUUUUAUGGAAGCCAUGAAAGAGUGUCUGGUGCACAAAAUUUAUCACUGCAGUCAAUUUGAAUAGCGGCAGUUCUGUACAAAAAUGAUGAUGAUUUAUUUGUCUCUAUUUAUCUCGAAAAAAGUAAAAAAGUUUCGCUGUGUACAGUUAUUAUUGUUCUAGUCAAGAAAUUUAAAAGAGAUGAUGAUAUUGAAUAUAGGUGUCUGUUUUAAAUUCUAG